AUUUGCCCAAUUUCGGGAACUUUAUGCAAAGCCUAUCAAACGAGGCCAAGAAGAGAAAAGCUCCAAGGCUGAAAGUGCCUAUGCUAAAAGGCGUUGCUGCAACUAUACCUCCAAAGUAUGAAUAUACGCUUUUCGUUCCCCUCACUGGACUGCAACGACAUCUUUAUCUUCAAACUUUAAAAGGAAUGAACUUCCUUUCUGGUCAAAAGAGAAUGAGUCACUUUUUAGCAAUCUAUAUUUUGUGUCUUAUAUGUUCAAUACCAGGUGUUUUAAGAACAUAUCUAGAACAUAAAUACAAUGACUGCGAUGAAGGUCAGAUUAGGAAUUCCGAGGAUUGGUUUGAUGCUCCAGAUUUUCUGCCGCUAAAGAAAACGUUGGAGGCAACAACAAGCAAGGAGUAUCUGCAGACGUUGUAUUCAGUCUUGUCUUUUCCUCUCAAUGAAUUGGCUUCGCUCUCAUUGGAUAGUUUUGAAACGGAUCCAUUUCAAAGCUUUAAACUAUUGGUGCUUCUGGAACUCGUUUCUCAUAGUUUAGAAUUGAAUGAGAAAAUCAUUAUUUUUACUCGUUCUAUUCCUUUAUUGGAAAGUAUUGUGAAUUUUCUCAAUUUGUAUAUUUCGUCGAAUAGAGACUCUAUCGGCAUCGACUCGUUUGAUGGACGAACCCCCAUUUUUCGUCGAAGACAUCUUAUCGAACAAUUCAAUGAGCCAGAUUCACCACUUAAAGUCUUGGUAUUGUCCACCGGUACUGGUGGUGAAGGUAUUAGCUUAGCAGCUGCGAGUCGGGUAAUUAUAUUCGACUGCAGUUGGAAUCCUUCGCAUGAUAUGCAGGCAGCUUGUCGAGCAUAUCGUUAUGGACAGACAAAACCUGUUUUUGUUUACCGUUUGGUUACAAAGAACACUGUAGAAGAAAAGAUGUAUUCUUUGGGUCGCAACAAGACUGAGUUAUCACGUUGGGUGGUUGAGAAUGACACAAGGGAAGAAAUUGUUAUACCAGAGUUGAGUUGGAGAUAUCUCAAUCAAACUCGUGAUCUUGUUAGUUAUGUGCAAUAUCCAUCCGUGACGGAUCGUGAAAUAUUGGAAGAAGACUCAAUUAUGAAUAUUUUGGCAAAGUCUCAAGUUGGAAGCAGUUACCCUUUUCUGAUGGGAUUUUUUAAUAAAAGGAAGAAAAGUGAAGAGAUAGAUUCCUAUGGUAUAGGACCUGAGCAUUAUAUGAUCCAUUCCAUUUGUCGCUGUGAAGGACGAAAGUCAGAUGAAUUGUGCUUGGAUUCUCAAGAAGAAAGAAUUCUUGCUCGCAAAGAAUUCGCAAAUGAUUUUAACAAGAUUCUGCACAGACGUAAGAUGGUACAGAAAGCUGGAUAAAGUCGUAGUGGUUUGUAGGCUCUUUGUUAUUUUAUAUUAGGCUGUUCUUGAAUGCAAUGUUUUGGCUAAAGCUUUGCUUUGGAAGUAUUGGACUGUGAUAUUAUUUCCAAAGAGAGCUAUACCUGAGAGGAUCAUUGGGCACGUCAGAAUUUCGCUUUGUUGUGAAGUCUUUGCAGAAGAGGAGAAAGAAGCGGAGUAGUAUGAUUUUUUCGCACUGGUUUUAAUGUACACUAUAUCUUCGGUAUCAUUAUUAUGUUUCAGAAUGUUUUAAACUAUCAGAGGUGCUUGCAAAUUUGUUAGAAUGAUAUGUCUAUAAUCAGAAACAGUAAACAAUUUCAUUCGCCCCUUCAACUCGCCCUUCGUACCCUCAUGGAAA
Molecule: messenger RNA, 1734 nt
Organism: Galdieria sulphuraria
Lineage: Eukaryota; Rhodophyta; Bangiophyceae; Galdieriales; Galdieriaceae
Product: DNA repair and recombination protein RAD26
Exons: 5
Coding region: 24-1358 (444 amino acids)
Cellular component (GO): nucleus
Molecular function (GO): ATP hydrolysis activity
Source: RefSeq, a predicted model, not a curated record